UACAGCUCUUGAAAUGUUUGCUUUUAUACAGACACACUUAACAAACCAAGUAGCCGCUAAAUGACUGAAUGUGUACCCGUGUGGUGGCACGAGUUUGUGCGUGUGUGUGUGUGUUUAAUUAUUAAAAUGCGUGCCACUUUUUAAAAAAAGUCCUACAUGUUUGUGUGUUUGGGUCAGCUAGCCUAGCAUCGAAGAGUUAGCCGCCAACCGCCGCCGUGCUAGUUAGCGUUAGCAACGGUAGCGAUUCAAGAAGUUGAUGCGAGCUACACGACUUCGGAGCGAGCUGGCUAAGUGGGUGUAAACUAAGUUACCUGACUGCCACAACGGACAUUGUUCUCUAGGUGAAACUAAGUGGACGUCGUUGUUAAAGGGGCUUCACAGCACUUGGAUCUGUUCUUCUCUGUCCCAGGUUCAGACUGCUUGGUCUAUGGCUCUGAUGGACAAACACAAACAGGUCAAGCGGCAGAGACUUGACCGCAUUUGUGAGGGUAUCCGACCCCCCAUCCUCAACGGGCCAAUGCACCCGCGGCCCCUGGUGGCCCUGCUGGACGGGCGCGACUGCACUGUGGAAAUGCCCAUCCUCAAAGAUGUGGCCACAGUGGCCUUCUGCGACGCCCAGUCCACACAAGAGAUUCAUGAGAAGGUUCUAAACGAGGCGGUGGCCGCUCUCCUCUACCACACCAUCACUCUGUCCAGAGAUGACUUGGAAAAGUUUAAAGGCCUCCGCGUAAUCGUCAGGAUUGGCUCGGGUUUCGACAACGUCGACACCAAAGCAGCCGCUGAGCUAGGGAUUGCCGUCUGCAACGUGCCAGCAGCCUCGGUGGAAGAGACAGCUGACACUUCGCUAUGUCUCAUUCUCAACCUGUACAGGCGAGUCACCUGGAUGCACCAGGCCCUCAGGGAGGGAACCCGCGCCUCUAGUGUGGAGCAGAUCAGGGAGGUAGCUGGUGGUGCUGCUCGCAUCCGGGGCGAGACGCUGGGAAUUAUUGGUCUAGGACGUGUUGGUCAAGCUGUGGCUCUGCGGGCUAAGGCCUUUGGUUUCGGCGUGAUCUUCUAUGACCCCUACCUGCCCGACGGCGUGGAGCGCUCACUGGGCCUGCAACGCAUGGCCACCCUGCAGGACCUGCUCAUACACUCUGACUGCGUAUCCCUGCAUUGCAGCCUCAACGAGCACAACCACCACCUCAUUAAUGACUUCACCAUCAAACAGAUGCGUCAGGGAGCCUUCCUGGUGAACACAUCAAGAGGCGGCUUGGUUGACGAGAAAGCAUUGGCUCAGGCUCUGAAAGAGGGACGGAUACGAGGGGCUGCCCUGGACGUCCAUGAGACGGAACCUUUCAGUUUUUCAACAGGCCCUCUGAAGGACGCCCCCAACCUGAUCUGUACCCCGCACACAUCCUGGUAUAGUGAGCAGGCCUCAGUGGAGGCUCGCGAGGAGGCAGCCAGGGAGGUUCGCCGUGCCAUCACCGGGCGUAUCCCUGACAGCCUGAAGAACUGUGUUAAUAAGGAGUAUCUGAUGGCAGCCUCUCAGUGGCCCAGCAUGGAGGCAGCCACUGUUCACCCAGAACUUAAUGGAGCCGCUUACAGAUUUCCUCAAAGUCUGAUCAAUGUUGCAGCAGCAGGGGGUCUCCCCGGAGCUGGCGGAGGUGUUGAAAGCCUGGUUUCAGGAACCCUGGCGCACGGCCUCACCCCCGUCUCCCACCCCCCUCACGCCCCCUCUCCUAAGGCCGAACCCGACAGAGACAUCCCCUCCGACCAAUAGCCCCCGCCGCCGCUGCCAGCACAUUCCGUCACCUCUGGAAACCAAUCCCCACCUCCCAGCAUCAGACACAGCCCGACCCUCCAGUACAUCGGCAGCGCCAGUUUGACCUGAUGUGGAUCUACACAGUCUUGUUCCUCAGAUCACGUAACCAGCCCAGGAGUGACUUAUCCACAGCUAGUCCCCCCCAUCCUGUCCUAUCCACACCCCUCCACGAACACACACACAUCCCUCCAUCUUCGUCCUCAUCUCAGCCACUCCCCCCUCCCCCCCGCCAUCCCCUCCCUCAACUCCACUCCCCUACAAGGUCAGCAAUAACUGUUCUCAAGGAUUCAAUGAUUGGAUUGGUUUAUAUCCUUAGUUGGCUGUUGUUUUAAUGGAACGUUGAUCUGUUGUGGUUCUAGGUGUUAAUGUUUGUUUAAAGAAAACGCAUUUCUGACAUGAGGCUUUACAAUAUCCUGCCUCCUGCAGUCCUCCUGACUCUGAGGCACAAGGUUAAAGCCCCCUUUUGUACAUUAAUGGCUCAUGUUACUGCUCUCUUUUCUUUUUUUGUUUUUUUAUCUCUACCCCGACUCUACAGUCUUCUUGUGAUGGAGGAAAAUGUGUACUAAAGUAAAUCAGACAGAAUCACAAACAGUACAUCCUGUCCUCCCCCACCAGGCAUCUAGCUACCCCCCUCAACCCGGUUUGGCCCUUGGUUCUCCCUGGCACUGUUGUCAGCUCGCUCAGCGGAGGGAUCCACAAUGCUGUCAGUGUGGCGCUCUCUCAGACUGUCAAAGUGUAUUUUCUCUGCUCAGCUCAUACUUCACAUAGUGAUAUCCAAGAUCCUUUGUCACCUUUUUACCGCUGUGACCUGUCUAGACAGUCAUCCCCGUAUCUACACAUGCGUUCGCCCCUCGUGGAUUGUUUUGUCAUGAGAUAAUAGCUUAGGGAGUCACAUCAGAGAGCGACCUGACCUAGGAAUGAAUUUCCAUCUCACCGCCAGCAGCCGGAGUGCUAUAUGUGACGUCUUUUACACGUGGUGACCACACAGAAUCAAACACGGGGAAAAAUCUUUAUAGCAUGCCACAGGCAUCGCCAGCAGAGGGCACCAACACACCGCUCCGAGCUGAGAGAGGGACAGUUAACAGGUUAGCUGUAGUGAUGAGGAACAUGACCACACACUGCCGACAUUCAGAACACAGCACGGGUGACCAGGGAUCGACUACCGCCUUAUUGUUUAUCAAGAUCUUACUGCACCCCGCCACAACCCUCCUGCCCCCACCCACCAACCCACCAACCUACCUACCCUCCACUCCUCUCCCACUGUCAUGGCCCACCCAACGCAUCUGCUCAUGAACCAGUAUGUGUGGUGCGAGCGUGUGUGUACAUGCGGGUCUGUGUGUGUGUAUGUUCCUUCACCCUGUUAUGAUAACAAGCUAUUGUCUUUCCAAAGGAAUAGUCCCUAGGAGUAACUCUUUAACGCUGUUGCCCUGGUGUCAAGGGAACACCUUUCUAGUACCUCAGUAACAGAUAUUGAAUGUACCGUGCAUACCCUUUUAUUUUUUGUACAGAUUUUCUAGAUACUUCUUUACUAUUCUUUACCAGAAGGGUUGUGAAAUUGUAGCAGUAAUGAUACAAUAAUAAAUAAAAUAAAAACACACACACAUCUCGCCCCAUUAAAAUAAAUUGACAAAUUCCCUUUUAGGUGCGCUAUAGGUCACUGAAUACUCAGGCUUCAAAACCAAUGCGUAUCUUUGCCUUUACCUUUAAUUUCCUCAAUGUGGAAAAAAUUCAGCACAACACUUUCCCAUCCUUAGACUUCAGACUGUAGUUGAUGUGUUUCAACGUCCAUCUUACUGGCUAAUGAAAAAUAAGGAGAAAAAAAACAAAAGUCGGUCGCCGUGGUCUGCUAGUUUUCUUUUACUAGAACAGUAGUAGUAGAUGCUGUUUUUUUGUUUUUGUUUUUACACCCCUCCAUUGUCAGCCUGCUCUAUCUAUAGUGCAUGUGAGGUAAUGUUUUAGGGGAAAUACUAUUGGCUUAAUGAAUUUGUGACAUCUUGCUGUUUCCCUCUGCUCCCUGGCCUUUUACCCCCCGCCCCCCCAAAUCCCCUCAGAGUGUUUUUCAAACCCGAGUUGCCAUUUUUGUCGUGGUCAGUUUCCAGUGAUGUACAGUUUUCCCCUCAGAGUCUAUGAGAGACAUGGAGCAUGUCUGUGUCCUGAGAUGCUAGGCUCCUCUGUCAUGUGAUGAGUAUAUAUUUUUAAAAAUAACCCCCAUAGUUCGGAUUAUGAGCAUAAUAGUAAUCUUAAAUUUUGCUGUUGAUGAUGAUUAUAUAUAUUUUUUUUCAGUUCAGCAGUGCACUGUUAUGAAAACCAUUCUGUUUUAUUGUAGGAUUUCAUUUUUAUGGAUAUGCUGUCUGUGUUCUACAUGUUGUACUGAAACAUUUCAGAGAAAACAAGAGAUCCCUCUCCUGUGAUAUUUUUCUUUUUUCUCUUUUUUUUUUUUUUUUGUUGUCGUCGUGUCUUAUCCCAACUCUCCUUUCCAGCUGAUAUCCUCUGGGCCUUACUUAUUCUCUCCCUGUAAACGUAGCUGUUAUAGAAAGUCGCCAUGGAACCACUCACUGCCUUAAUACAGUUGACCACAGCAGGUGAAGUCAGGAGACACACCCAGUUGAAAAGAACGGGGCCACAGUCCGAGGCCACUCCGCAAGAAGCUCCUCACACCCCGACAGGCUGAACUCUGCAGCACCUUGCAUCUCUUCUUCAGUGAUCUAGCCCCGUGUAGACAGUUAAAACACGCAGAUUCUUACCGCGCGUUAGACGUUUUUCUAACUUUUAGAAGUUCAAGGCAGCCCGGGCAGCGUGUACGUGCGCGAGCUAACAGAUAAAGCACAGUGUGUAUGCUCACAAAGCCACAGCUGAUAUUUCACUCUUGGGUGUGAGAAUGCCUCCCCUCCCUCCACCCCACUCACCCAAAACACCACUACUACUACUACCACCACCACUCUGGAGGCUCUCUAAUAGCGCCUCUGUGGGGGCUUCGGAGGGGGGAGGGCAUAGCGGACACUGGUGUGGUCUGUCAAAAAAAAACAAAGAAGAAAAAAAAACAAAGGAGAAAUUAAGAAUCGGUCACUUUUUCUCUCUCAGGGUUCAAAUGCACACAUAUCCUCCAGCAGUCGCCCUCUGUCUCGUGUCCCUUGUCCCACGUUUUCUGGCCUUUAGAAUGUAGAACAGCCUCUUUUCGUUUUUAGAAACCGCUCUCCCGUCGUUUCCCCCUUUUGUGCACAGGUCUGAACUUUUUUUUUUUUUUUUCUGUUUUGCUUUGUUUUGGCACUGACAUCUAACCAUCUAACAAGGAAUGAAUGAAUGUUUGAAAGUGACUGUGUGUAAUGUUAAAAUUGGGAAAUGUAUUUUUACAACAUGUGAACUUUUUGUUUUGUUUUUUUGUUUUUUUUUCACUCACUCUCAUUGUGAAUUGAUUUUUUUUUUCUUUCACCAGACUGCAAAAACAAACAAAAACAAAAAAAAAAACAAAAAAAAAUCUCCUGUAACUAGGCUCUUAAGCUUUAUUUUUGUUUUGUUUACUUUUUUAUUAGAAACAAUCAUGUUUGUGAUGGUAACUUCCGAUGGUAAACUCCACACCGUAUUUUAAUAAAAUCUUAAAAAUUAAA
This is a messenger RNA of Larimichthys crocea (large yellow croaker), 5409 nucleotides long. RefSeq names its product C-terminal binding protein 1-like (gene ctbp1l). Gene Ontology annotation, biological process: regulation of transcription by RNA polymerase II. The transcript has 11 exons. The record is from RefSeq and is a predicted model, not a curated record. The coding region runs from base 428 to 1762 and encodes 444 amino acids. Gene Ontology annotation, molecular function: transcription corepressor activity; NAD binding; transcription coactivator activity. Gene Ontology annotation, cellular component: nucleus. NCBI's taxonomy places the organism in Eukaryota, Metazoa, Chordata, Actinopteri, Sciaenidae.